UAAAGGACAAGCUGUUGAAGUCACCCACGAAACGACCAACCAACCAAGAAUCGACCGACUCGGAGGAGACCUCCUUCCCCACUUCCUCUCUUACCCCAGCGAACCCCUCUCUCUCUCUCUCUCUCUCGACCACCCCUCCGAAUCCGCGCCAAACCCGUCAAAUCAAUCAGCCGCUCCCGCCUCCUCGUUCGCCUCGUCAGUCCUCUCACUCGCGGCCCGAGCUCCGGAUCGCCUGCAGCCGCAAUGGCAGCCGCCGCCUGCGACGACGCCGUCGACCAGCUCACCAACCUCCUGGACCAAGUGGAGGCGCCGCUGAAGAAGACAUUUCAGAAUGUGCACCAGGGCUAUCCAACAGAGACACUAGUGCGCUUCCUUAAAGCUAGAGAGUGGCAUGUGAACAAUGCUUACAAGAUGCUUGAAGAUUCUUUGAAUUGGAGGAUACAAAAUGAAAUAGAUAGUAUACUGGAGAAACCUAUUAUCCCAGUGGAUUUGUAUAGAUCAAUACGUGAAACACAGCUUAUUGGAUUAUCAGGAUACUCCAAUGAGGGCAUCCCUGUAUUUGCCGUUGGUGUUGGACUGAGCACAUAUGACAAAGCUUCGGUUAACUACUAUGUGCAAUCUCACAUUCAGAUCAAUGAAUACCGCGAUCGUAUUAUUUUGCCUAUGGUGACGAAGAAGUUUGGGAGGCCCAUUAGCACAUGUAUAAAGGUUCUUGAUAUGACCGGUUUGAAAUUGUCAGCACUGAACCAAAUGAAGAUUGUGACUGCAAUAUCUACUGUUGAUGAUUUGAAUUACCCUGAAAAGACUGAGACCUAUUAUAUAGUAAAUGCUCCAUAUAUAUUUUCUGCAUGUUGGAAGGUUGUGAAGCCUCUGUUGCAAGAGAGAACAAGAAAGAAGGUCCAUGUUUUGCGUGGUUGUGGGAGAGAUGAGCUUCUAAAGAUCAUGGACUAUUCUUCCCUUCCCCACUUCUGUCAACGGGAGGGCUUGGGCUCAUCCAAACAUUCAUCAAGCGAUACCGAAGAUUGCUUCUCUCUUGACCACCCCUUCCACCAAGAUCUCUACAAUUUCAUCCAGGAUCAAGCACUGAACCAGGAGCUCAUCAAGCAGGGCUCUUUGCACGUGAAAAUUCCCGAGCAGGAUCCCGAGGACGCCAAGAUUGUGGAGGUCAUCGAGGCCGAGUUCCACAAGCUCGGUGAGCAGAACGGGUCUGCCAAUGGCGUCGAUAAAGAACAGCGCUCUACAAUAAGGCCAGCCAGAUUUACCUAGACGUGACUGGGCUACUCCUGAUCAAAAUGAUGAUUCUAUAUUUGCUUGGCCACCUUAUUGUUCUUUCCUGGGGGUGGUCAUACGUAGAUGAUAAUAUAUAUAUAUAUAUAUAUAUAUAUAGCAAAUUCUUGCAGUUCCAUGAUGGAGGCCCAAGGCAAGAGAACUGAUACUGUAUGCUAGAUAGACAUAACCACCUGUCCACCUGAUGUAAACUCGCAAUGUGUCGUCACAUGUAUGCUACACUGCUACUAUGAUGAAACCAUCCUGGUACCUGCACUCUGAAAUCAUUUUAAGAAAAGUUUAGUAUUCAGUGGGAAAAUAA
Messenger RNA from Phragmites australis (common reed), 1588 nucleotides. RefSeq names its product phosphatidylinositol/phosphatidylcholine transfer protein SFH9-like. Lineage: Eukaryota; Viridiplantae; Streptophyta; Magnoliopsida; Poales; Poaceae. The coding region runs from base 244 to 1266 and encodes 340 amino acids. The transcript has 11 exons. The record is from RefSeq and is a predicted model, not a curated record.